AUGUUUGCGUCCAAGUUCCUCAACCUCGUCUCCUUGACGCUCCUCCCUGCGGCUCUUGCCCAGUCCGAAUACACAAACCUCCCAGCCGUCGCACCCGGCGUCUUCAACGCGACCGCACGCAUAGAAAUCAAGAGCACCGUCCCCGCCGCCUGGGACGUACUCACCGACUUCGCCAACUACGCAGCCUGGAACCCGUUUGUGCGUUAUGCGCUCACUACUUCAGCCAAGGGCAACAUCACCCUGCCUGAUCAGCGACCGGUCGAGGGCAACUUCCUCUUCUUCCGAGUGCAGAUUCCUGCGCUUCCGCUGCCGGUGAACAAGGACACGCCCGACAAUCUCCUGAACACGCAGUUGUCCGCUGAGCGCAUAACUCAUGUGCAGCCCGAGUUGGGAAGAUUGGCAUGGGAUUACUUGGGGGAACUCGCUAUUAGCUCGACGCGUUGGCAGGCGCUUAGCGACAUAGGCAAUGGUACAGUGUUGUAUGAGUCGAUAGAAGUGUUUCACGGGUUGUUUGCUGGAGUCUUGAAGGAUACGCUUGGAGAGAGUCUGCAGCAGUCUUUCGAGGCACAGGCAGAGGGACUGAAGUCCCUAUCCUUCUACCCGCAACCCAUAUCGAACUACCUCCGCAAAUCCACGCUCGGCCUCGCCAUCGACUUCCCCACCCUCAACGUCCUCGGCUUCACCUGCUACACCAUCUCCACCGCCUGCUUCCUCUACUCGCCGACGAUAAAAGCGCAAUAUGCGGCACGUCAUCCUGACGCGCCGGAGACGACGGUGCGGUUCAACGACUUCUUGUUCGCGGCACAUGGAGCAGUCAUGUGCGUGAUUAUAUAUAGUCAGUUCUUUGAGAAGAUUUGGGGCUUUGAGAUUGGUAAGAGGCAAAAGGUUAGUCGGGUUAUACUGGGGGUAUGGUGGGGAUGUGUGCUUGCUAUUGGGGUUGUGGUGGUGUUGGUCAAGAUGAAUGGGGCUGGACGGGGAUACGAUGCCGAGGGGUGGGCGUGGAUUGAUGUUAUCUACACGCUCGGCUACGUCAAACUCCUCACCGUCUUCCUCAAAUACAUACCCCAGGCCUGGGUCAAUUAUAAGCGCAAGUCGACACUGGGGUGGAGUAUAUACCCUAUGCUCCUAGACUUUGCGGGUGGCUGGCUUUCGCUCGCACAGUUGUGCAUUGAUUCUGCGCUGGAGAAUGAUUGGAGUGGUGUUACUGGUAAUCCAGUCAAGUUUGGACUGGGCAACAUCACUAUUGUGUUUGAUAUUAUCUUCAUGCUGCAGCAUUACGUGCUGUAUCGGCACCCGGGGAAGCAUAUUGAUGAUGAGGAUGAGGAAGAAAGGGAGGGGCUUGUACAGGGUCGGAGAGACUAG
Molecule: messenger RNA, 1362 nt
Organism: Alternaria infectoria
Lineage: Eukaryota; Fungi; Ascomycota; Dothideomycetes; Pleosporales; Pleosporaceae
Exons: 3
Coding region: 1-1362 (453 amino acids)
Biological process (GO): L-cystine transport
Cellular component (GO): fungal-type vacuole; vacuolar membrane
Molecular function (GO): L-cystine transmembrane transporter activity
Source: RefSeq, a predicted model, not a curated record